UGCUACGUCAUUCCCACUGUCUUGAAAGCCACGAAUUCAAACUGUGUAGAGCGUCUUCCUGCAACAUUGCCAAGGUCAAUCAACAAGGACUGAAAAGGAUAACAUUUCUGUAACAUUUUCCAAGAAAUAGACCUGGGCUCAAAAUGCCACCCCCCACUGGGUCGCUGGCCGUGGCUCCCCCGGAUGGAGGCUGGGGCUGGGUCGUGGUGUGUGGAGCCUUCAUCUCUAUUGGAUUCUCCUAUGCUUUCCCCAAAGCCACCACCAUCUUCUUCAAAGAUAUCCAGAACAUCUUUGAUGCGUCAUAUAGCCAAGUUGCCUGGAUCUCCUCCAUCAUGUUGGCAGUCAUGUAUGCAGGAGGCCCUAUAAGCAGUAUACUAGUAAACACAUAUGGAUGUCGGCCGGUCAUGAUGACGGGGGGGUUGCUGUGUUCCCUCGGCAUGAUUGGUGCUUCCUUCUGCAACAAUGUCAUACAACUCUACAUCUGCAUUGGGGUGAUUGGAGGCUUUGGUCUUGCCUUCAACCUCCAGCCAGCACUGACCAUGAUUGGGAAGUACUUUUAUAAGAAGCGGCCCAUUGCUAAUGGAUUUGCCAUGGCAGGCAGCCCUGUGUUUCUGAGCACACUCGCUCCUCUAAACCAGUACCUCAUUAAUGCUUUUGGAUGGAGGGGCAGUUUCCUCAUUCUUGGGGGGCUCCUGCUCAAUUGCUGUGUGGCUGGAUCCCUCAUGAGACCUCUCCCUCAGCCCGAGAAGACCACAGAGAAAGACAAGGACACCACCAUCCCUGUAGCCACAAAGACGGAAAAGCUCACAGCCUGGCAGACAGUCAACAAAUACUUGGACCUGUCCCUCUUCAAGCACCGAGGGUUCCUCAUCUACCUGUCUGGUAACGUGAUCAUGUUCAUUGGCUUCUUCGCACCCAUCGUUUUCCUCUCACCAUACGCCAAGGACAAUGGUAUAGAUGAAUACUCAGCAGCCUUGCUGCUCUCCAUCCUGGCCUUCGUGGACAUGUUUGCACGGCCUUCCAUGGGCCUAGUGGCAAACUCUCGCUGGGUGCGCCCUAAGAUCCAGUAUUUUUUCAGCUUUGCGGUGUUCUACAAUGGAGUGUGCCACAUUCUAUGCCCGCUGGCUCAGAACUACAUGGGCAUGGUGCUGUAUGCCAUCUUUUUUGGAUUCGCGUUUGGCAUGGUGAGUGCAGUGCUGUUCGAGACUCUCAUGGAUCUGGUUGGGGCUCAGAGGUUCUCCAGCGCUGUGGGCCUCACUACCAUUGUGGAGUGUUGCCCUGUUCUUAUUGGACCACCAUUGGCAGGGAAACUAGUCGAUGUCACAGGGAACUACAAGUACUUGUACAUCUGCUGUGGCUCAGUGGUGAUCUUUGCCAGCAUCUGGCUCUUCAUUGGCAACUUCAUCAACUACCGGCUGCUGGAACAGGAACGAAAGCAGGAGGAUCAGUAUAAACCAGCUGAGACGGAUGACCUGGAGAGAGACCGGGUGUUGGUGGGAGUGGAAGCCAGCACAGAUGCGGAGGCCAGCGAAGAGCUUUGCGGGAAUGGAGAAGGUGCCAUGCAGAGGGAGACUCACAUUUAGACUUCCUCCAAAACAAGUGCAGACACCUGGCUUUAUCAGGUGAAGACACCCUCACAGCAGGUUACAUGAAGCAACACACAACUGCCAAAGCAUGUCACAGCUCCUGAGAGGGCUUGAUAGGAAAGCCAGGGCUGUAAUAUACUAGUAUUUAGGUGAGUAAAACAAGACAUGCCUCGGUGGAAUUUUGAUGUGAAGACAGGAGUUGGUUUUGAAACUUAAGUUUGAGAAAACCCCCCCCAAAACAACAUAUCUAGUUUGUUAGUCUGUAUUAUCAAUGACAGUGAAGAAAAACAAGUAAAGUCUACUAACAACCAUGGCCUCAUUUCUUAAAAGUGUCAUAGUGUUAAGAUCUUAAAUGAGAGAGAGUGUUCAGUGUAACAAUCACUCUAAAGGUGAUCGUGUUACGAUGCUUUUGGGAAUCCCAGCCCAAUUUGAUAAGGAUAUAUACAAUUUUUUAGUAUUAAUGUUUCACCUCAGGAACUGGUCAUGUAAGCUACUCUUACAACCAUGACAAAGUUUCAGAUAAACAGAAGUGGCUCUGCAGAGGACUUAGACAGUCCUUGUGAGCCCUGUGUUUAGCUUGUGUCACCUGCGACACAUUAACUACCCACUGCUGCAAAUUGCACGCCCAUAUCUGCUGCGCUAUAAUUUAUAAUCUAUCUGAAUUACUAGUGUCACAUGGAUGAAUGUGUAUCAUUAUGUUUAUGGUAUUACAAAUGGCCUUAUAACAUAUUAUUGACCAAAAUGUUACUAAAAAUGCAUAUUACUGGUGAUCAUGGUCACUUUUUAAGCAGGAAUAAAUGUGCAAAACAAGUUUAUUUAUAAAUUAUGCAUUGCCUUAAGUGUAAAGAUUGUAACUAACAUAACUAACUCCCACAAACACAGAUACAAUAUAGCUAUCUUCCUAAUCGAGUAUAUUGAUGCACAUACCAAUCAGUUUGUUAGGUGUUAAGAAAUGAUAAGAAGUUUUAAAGUUUUAUUGGUGCAUCUGGGAAUUAUUUGAUGUAUUACACUUCAUAACUAAUCCAUGCAAUGCAAUUCAUUUUACUAUACACGAAUGAUAUCAUUUUUGCUUUGUGAGUGUUUGUAAGAUGUAAGAGCAUAAACCCUAUAUAAGAGCAUAAACCCUAUAUAAGAGCAUAAAGCCUAUAUAAGCAAGAUUAGUCAAAAGUAUGUAAUCUAAUUCUAUUACCAAUGUGUUAAUUAUAUUCUACUAUAUAACUGCUCAUGUGAUGUGGUAGCAAUGCGUACCUGUCCAUGUAAUGAACUCACACACAUGCACAUGUUUUUAAUAAGUGUAUCCAUAGCCAUAACUAUAUGGUGUAGGUUUUCAUAAACUAUGCAUGUCUGCUGUUAUCUUGCUGUUUUUGUGCUUUUUGCACCACAUGGGGUCAGUAAAGGCAAAAUUACUGAAAGGUGAAUGAAAAAAAUGAAUCUGUAAUAUGUAUAAAUCUCUAAGAAAGAAAAACUAUACUAAAAAGACCACACCUGUGAGUAAAUAGAUAAUGAGGCUAUUCUUUGUCAGAUUUGCAUUGCUAUAUUACUUUGUUUAUGAUAACCAGGAUAGGAUACAGAAUACAUUACAUAACAUAACAUAACAACAUAACAGGACUUUAUGGGGUGCACGGCACUAAUGUAAGUUUAUUCAGUAACUCAUUCACAUUGGUACAGGUUCAGAUUGACAUUUCUAUUUAUGCUCCAGCCAAAUGCUGGAGGUCAAGUGGACACAUGAAAGUACACCACAUGUCCACAUGAAUUUGACUAAACAACACUGCCUCCUAUAGACUGGACUAUCCAAACCGAUUGCAAUUGCCACUAAUGUUUGUGAGUUAUAGAUAUUCUCUUUGUCACGUGAGGAGGUAAAGCAGGAUGCGGGGACAAACCGUGUUGCACACAACGAACGUUUAUUGUGACACAAAAGACGACUAUGUGGUUAGCAGGCUAACCGGGUUUAAACAUCGACAACACCUAUACUCAGACACAAGAUUUAUAUGCAUACUAACGACACAAUAAGGAGCAGGUGUGAAACACAGGGAGGGCUUGACCAUAAGGAGGAACACACACACACACACACACACACACACACACAGGGAGGCGUUUGGGGGUGGGGCCGUACCGUGACACUAUGAUUUUAGUUGAAUUUCUUCUCACGUGGCAGUAGAGUUAGUAUAAUAUUUAAGCAUAUACUAUUAUAAUAGUCACAACAUAUUUUCAUUUUAUUUUCCAUAUUAGCUAGUUUAUUUGUAUCUCUGAAUUUUGCCAUGGUAAAUAAGUGCCAAUAAAUUCAAGCAGCAUAGUUCUAACUACUAACUACUAUCUAACUACUAUCUAACUACUAACUAGUAGUAAUAAUUAGUAGUUAUUAAUUAGUAAUAAUUAAUAUCCUGUUUAUGAUGUAUCUUGUACUCUGACGGGCCCACCAUGCUUUCACUUCAACACGGAGGUCAGUGGUGUGAGUGGCUAUAAAGAAAAUGAGUGUUCUUAGUGCAACAGUGCUAUGGUAAACUCCGUUCUGAAGGUCACUUGCAGUUCAUUAUUAUUGCUAAGCAUUGUGUUAAUCAUACCGCACUGUGUUAAUCAUAUACUUUGAUUAGUUGGUUCAAUGGCCUACACAUAUUGUCACUGAUUUUAGGAAGAUGUCUAUAAGUCUGUAUUUUGCAAAGUUUUAUAAAUUUGAAUGAAGUCUUUUAUUUCAUGAAAAGUCAAACAAAUUAGGAAUAAAAGCAUAUGUGUUCCACUUUAGUGGAAUAUACAUAUUUCUGGUUAUGUCUGCUCUAGUGAAUUGUGCAUAUUUCUUUGACCUAAUAUUUUUAGUUAAAGGACUAAAAUAUAUUCAUAUUCAAACUACUUAAAAAUUAGUUUGAAAAUAUAUGAUUUUGAUAUUUAGAUAACACCACCAGCCUUAUGAGAUGGAAUAAGACACCUAUAUAAUAACCUAUAUGCUGUCUAUGUAAUGUUUUUUGUUUUAAAAUGGGUAAUUUUUUAAAAUAAUUUUUUAUUUCUAUACAUUAUUUUUCUACAGACAGUUAAAACAAUUUGAAAGAAAACAAUAACAAUAAAAUAAAAAUAAGGGAUACUGGUAAAAAAAAAUUGUACAUAAUUUUACCAUCUUUGGUAGAUUGUACCAACAUGUGCCAUGCUAUUGUUAUCAAACUUUGUGUGUCUGUGAAGGCUAUAGUGUAAUAUUUACUGAUAUUUCUGUUUAAUAUUGUUGACAUUAAACUGCAGUGCAUCUGGAAAGAUACAAAAUCCUCCAACUGUGUGACUGUAUUUGCGAGCAUAGUGGAAAAGUUGUAACAUCUGUUACCUGUUUUACAUGUCUUUGUUACCAUUCAGAUUUGAUUAAACUAGGUUCAUGUACCUUCCAUGAAAGAUAAUUAAAAAUAAUUAUCAUUACUUGCCAAAAAUAAAUGUCAAUGACUUAGUCUGCAAUUGUGCCUUAUACAAAUACAAUAGGUACUAUUAGCACCCUACUAAAUUCAAGGGAAAAAUUGGUUAGCCUGCCAUGCAAAAUUUAUUAGCCUACAUUAAUGGCCAAGUUCAAAGCUCUAAACAGGAUAUGAUAUUAGGUUACAUUCUCUCUCACUGAGAUGAAAAUACUUGUUUGUUUUUUGACACGUGCGACCCCCUCCAUGUCAUAGUAUGCAUCAAUAGGCAGCUCCUUGCUAAUGGUAGAUUAGCAAAAUGCUGGAUCUGUUAACUUUUACUAGGGCCUUAACUAUAAUCUUAUAUAACAAUUGAUUAAAGUGACAGUUUUACCCCCAAACACCAGUGGAAUGCAACUAUCUAAGCAAGUCAAUACCUUUCAUGUUUUGGAGGCAUUAUCACAGACUAAGAAUGUGUAGAGGGCAUCAUUCUUUUCAAAGAUUAGAAUAUUAUCUUCAACUUAAUAAUGUUUCUUAGUGCCUUCACUGUUUGACAGGUAGUCAAGCUAUAAACACUCUACGAGGUCCUUAAAUCAUGUUGUAAUGAUUGUGACUGCUUUGUCCAUCGGUUGACCACCUCCCAUUAGUUAAUUAUUAGGUUUCUUUUUUUGCUAAUACAUCUAGAAGUGCAAAACAGCAACAUUUUACUAAUCUGAAUACUUUCCUUCAUCAGUAAACGUUUUCUGUAGAAGUGACCAAAAAUGAACAGAAGGUAUCGGAGUGCUUGUCAGAAACUAUUUUUUGCCCAAUGUUAAAAUGUCAUGACAACCUGUGACUGUGCAAAUGCAUCCACUACCUCUGCAAAUCAAUUCUGGGGAGAGACACGGAUAAACCCUUAUGCAAAUGAGGUUGCAUUUCUGGUAAACAGUUCAAUAAAGUCAAGACAUCUAAA
Molecule: messenger RNA, 5900 nt
Organism: Electrophorus electricus (electric eel)
Lineage: Eukaryota; Metazoa; Chordata; Actinopteri; Gymnotiformes; Gymnotidae
Product: monocarboxylate transporter 2
Biological process (GO): plasma membrane lactate transport
Cellular component (GO): basolateral plasma membrane
Molecular function (GO): lactate transmembrane transporter activity
Source: RefSeq, a predicted model, not a curated record